Drosophila innubila is the source of this 1089-nucleotide messenger RNA. It is a transcript of the gene endos, whose product is annotated as cAMP-regulated phosphoprotein 19. NCBI's taxonomy places the organism in Eukaryota, Metazoa, Arthropoda, Insecta, Diptera, Drosophilidae. Gene Ontology annotation, cellular component: cytoplasm. The transcript is spliced from 3 exons. The coding region runs from base 281 to 637 and encodes 118 amino acids. Gene Ontology annotation, molecular function: protein phosphatase inhibitor activity. The record is from RefSeq and is a predicted model, not a curated record.
UAACACUCUUUCAUAGCGUCUUAAAAAGUUGUACUGAAUGUAUUAAAAGUAGAAAAAUAAAAUUUAAAGCGCCAUAUAAAUUUCCGCAUUAAAAGCACCUCCAGUCAAAGUACUAUUCCUUGUUGUCCUCUGCUAAUUGCAUAACGUAAAUUGUGGUUAAUUUUUGCGGACGCAAAGAAAAGCAGACGCCGUACAUGUGUUCUUAAUUGCAAUAAAAGAAGGAAAACAACAGUUACUUGUCACUUUUGACGCAUCACACAGCGCUAAACAAAGAUCGGCCAUGAGCUCAACUGAGGAAAACAGUCCGGCAACCACGCCACAGGAAGGCGAACCAGUUGGUGAACAGACAAAUCCUAGAGAUUUGGAGAAGAUUGAGGAGGAGAAGCUCAAGUCCAAAUAUUCAUCAGGCAUGCGAGUGCCUGGAGGUCAUUCAGCAUUUCUUCAAAAGCGAUUGCAAAAGGGACAAAAAUUCUUUGAUUCUGGCGAUUAUCAAAUGGCUAAACAAAAGGGCGGUGGUGUGAAGCAGGUGUUUGCUAAUAAGGUGACCACCGGUGAUGCCAUACCAACUCCAGAAACGGUGCCAGCUCGCAAAACAUCAAUUAUACAACCAUGCAACAAGUUCUCGACAGCGAGUUAAACUUAAACUAUCAAAAUGUAUUAACAAUUGGCCCCCCGACGCCUUUCCAAAUGCUCUUUACCUAAUAUAGUCUAUUGCUAGGUCGGCUGAUCUGUGUGCACUAUGCUGUUGCGCUGGCGCUCAUUUUGCCGAAUUGUUAACAAGUCAUACAAGUCUUUUCUUUCUUUCAAAAUAUUUGGAUUUUAUUUAUUCCCAUUUAUAAAGCUGUUUACCUAAAGAAAACAAAAAUUACAAAUUAACUUAAAAUAUAUUCCCGUAUAAUGCCCCUAUAUAAAUCUGCGCCGAUUAUACCUAGCUUAUGGCAGUCAAUCUCAAGAACGUUUAAUGUAUCAUAGCACACUUGAAUCAGCACAUCACUAUUCAAAAAGUUCUAUUUAACCCUGAUUGUAUGUAGUAUGUAAGUUAUUGAAAUCGUAAUAAAAUUAAGCUGAAACCAGUUCUAAUAACAUUUU